CCUUAAUCUGCAACGCGUACGCUAAAUUGAGGGUGCGUGCACUUGAGCUUUUCAAAUGGACUUCAAGCGAAAUCCCGCACAAGCUGCAUUAUUUUAUGUUGAAGAAAGCGCUUUCCAUUCUUCUGGAAGAAAAUGUCCCCACCUCCACCAAGCCAUAUAACUACUGAUCAGUACUCUAAUCCAUUCGAGCCGCAACACCUCGCCAUGGUCGCUGCAGCAUACGCGAAUCUGCAUGUGAGGGACAGCCUGUUGCGCUCAGAGAUCAGAGAACAGGUUUUAGAGCGCAGAGUAGAGGACUUCACAUCUAGUCAUGCGGUGAUGCUUUUGUGCGCAUUUUCGAAGAGCGUGGAGCCUGAUCUCACGGCUUCGUUUCGGUCGUCUCUACUAUUGGCGAAGAGCAUUAGAGCAAGGAGUAGAAGUGUUGGGGAGCAGGGUUCCGCGACUACUUCUAUAGCCGGGGACAAUGAGACAUCCUCUGGCCCUGCUACUAUUAGAGAGAAAGAAGACCCGAUGACCAAGAAUUACGAUGAUGACGAUCUCAACAAUACUACAACGACGACGGAAGCUGACGUCUCGAAAGGUGAUGCCGGAGGAGGAAGGAAGAGGAGCAAGAAAGCCACUUCUUGUAUGCAGAAAAAAGAACUUCUUAGUAUAGCGAAGAACACAUCUUCAGUUACCGAUUCCGAUGGCGAUGCACAAGACGUAGCACGACAUGUCGAAGAAAUAACCCAACAACGAGAUGAACAGCCCGAAACUCCUGAUGAACAGCUCUUUUCCCGCUUAGCCAACCAAAUUUUAGCCCAAAAUCGCGGGAGGAGUUCGUUGACUCAUGCUGAACUCGUUGGCGCCGUGAAUGGCUUCUCGAAGACGCGCGCUUGGCCUCUUGUUUUGCCCGUACUCGUAAACGAAAUGCGGGUACAAAGACAGGCCACUUGGAGUCUCUAUGAUGUAGCCACAGUCAUGAAUGCUUUUGCACGCAUGUUAGAUGCGGCGAGAGCAGUAGCUGGUGGUCCCAAUCGUUGUGACACGACAACAAUAACAAAACCACGCGCAGAUAAAGAAGCUGCAGAUGGACCGUUUGCAAUCGCAGUGUCGGAUCAGUUUCUGUCCUUGUGGAGUGCGGUUUUGG
Molecule: messenger RNA, 1129 nt
Organism: Amoebophrya sp. A25
Lineage: Eukaryota; Dinophyceae; Syndiniales; Amoebophryaceae
Source: the annotation of a GenBank genome assembly